Messenger RNA from Talaromyces rugulosus, 1635 nucleotides. RefSeq lists its product as uncharacterized. The transcript is spliced from 2 exons. The record is from RefSeq and is a predicted model, not a curated record. Gene Ontology annotation, molecular function: DNA binding. Gene Ontology annotation, cellular component: nuclear origin of replication recognition complex. Gene Ontology annotation, biological process: DNA replication. Lineage: Eukaryota; Fungi; Ascomycota; Eurotiomycetes; Eurotiales; Trichocomaceae. Bases 1 to 1635 code for a protein of 544 amino acids.
AUGACUGGCCUGAGGCAGAUAUAUGUCAACGGUGAUUAUUCCAGCAGCGGUGGUGGAGAGCUGCGAUGUCAUCGGUUGCCGCCGCAACGAUCGGUCUGCAUCUGGUUUAGCCCGGCACCUGCCGCGUUGCGCCCAAGCGCGUCGGGGUUCAGCCAAUAUAACCCGCUUUGGGAAUUCUCCUCUCCGAUCAUCCAGCUUCAACAGCUCAACAGCUCAACUUUACACUUUGUGGAAGACACCAAAAUGAACAAUCGGCCGGUCGAGCAAGUGCUCGCCACGCUCCUCCCUACACACGCUAAUGAAAUCCCUCCGGAGCUCCUCUCGCUCGCACAGUCGCUCAUUGCGCAGUCUCGCAGCUACACGAGUAGUUUAAAGCCGGAGGAAGAGAUUGCGAGGCCAUUUGCUUGCGCUGAAAUCGCUUGUCGACGGCUGGCACGCGCGUUGAAGCUUCCGCCUCUUCUCGGUCAUCCACCAUGCCCACCACGAGUGUACAAAAAACUUUAUACGUUCCUAGAUAACUCAAUUGGAGGAAGUUCAAAAGCAGCAGGUAAAGCUGGGUCUAGAACGCCAUCACGAGCUGCGACAACCCCAAGGAAAGAAACCGCUGCGACACCAUCUAACACCGCAUCUGCAAGAACACUUCAAAAUAAUACGCCGUCAAAAUCCACACCGCGAAGGAGCAACUUGUUAAACGACCGUGCUAAUGGCACCCCAUCAAAAACAGCGUCGGUCAAGCGUGCACGAUUCAAAGAAGAUCCGCUACAAACCUCAUAUAUCAUCAAAGAUGCAGCGGACUGGGUAAUGCCUUCGGUCCGGACAGUGUGCAAGACGCUAUCUACUCCAGCUCCUCGUAUGAGCUUGCUGUCACGCCCACCAGUUUCGAGGACUCUACCUCCCCACAUGUUCACCGGUGUCUCGUCUAUCCUCCACUUUUUUUCUUCAAUGACCGACGAUGCAUUUGGCAAACUAGACGAAGAAGCCUCGGACUUUCUCGAAAUCCUUCGCACACCUGGCGAAGAAAAGACGGAUGAUUACAAAGAAAUAGUCAUGGCCCUUGUGGUGGCAGUCUACUUUCUCGUUCUCGCGCGCCGCCGGAGUCCCGGCCCAGUCACAGAAAAUACAAACGCAGAAUCAACCCCUACACCCGACGAGUCCCAGAAAAUGGACAAAAAGACGUUUUCCGAAAUGCGGCAAACGGCUUUAUCAAGUCUUGGUCUCUCGCCAACAGACAAGCGUCACGGCGAAGAUGUGGACGCAUGGAUCGCCUUGAUCAUGGACCAGAAUUGGGCCAAGGGCCAAGAGUGGUUUGACAACAUCCCAUCAGUGGGACAAAGGAGCGAUGAUUUCCUCGACGAGAAUGGCCAUGGGCUUGAAGAUGACGAUCCUAUGGAGGCUUCGACGCCGAAACGCCGAAGGACGAAAUUGUUUGCACAGGCUGGCAGUAAUAAAGAAGGGGCGCUUUUGCCGGGCCUAGGCACGAUGAUGCAAGAUCGAGUGGAUUACUUGAGCGAGGACCGUAGAGAGGAUUAUUUGGAGUGGAAGGCAGAUAUGAUGAAAAGGAUUGCCAGUAUGGAUAAAUCUGCAGGUGCUAUUGGGAGAAAGGCCAGCGUCAAGAAGCAAGCUGUUGCUGCUUAA